Phodopus roborovskii (desert hamster) is the source of this 1500-nucleotide messenger RNA. Its product is annotated as gasdermin-A. The transcript is spliced from 9 exons. Bases 43 to 1500 code for a protein of 485 amino acids. Gene Ontology annotation, biological process: defense response to bacterium; pyroptotic inflammatory response. The record is from RefSeq and is a predicted model, not a curated record. Lineage: Eukaryota; Metazoa; Chordata; Mammalia; Rodentia; Cricetidae. Gene Ontology annotation, molecular function: phosphatidylinositol-4-phosphate binding; phosphatidylinositol-4,5-bisphosphate binding; phosphatidylserine binding.
CAGCUGGCCCUGGAUGAUAAUGUCCCUUGCUUCUCAAGGAGCAUGUCAUCCUUGUUCUUGAGGACCACGAAGAGCCUGGUGAGAGAGCUGGGCAGGAAGGGCGAGUUGGUACCGGUGGACAGCCUGAGCAGCUCACCUCGCCUGCGCCCCUUCUGCCUGGUGAGGAAGAAACACAGGCGAUACCUCUGGCCUUGGGACACCCCGCUCAUCCCCACAGACUUCUCUCUCCUGGACCUGCUGGAGCCUGGCCUUCCCGAGCCAGAGGUGAACCACAGCAGUCCCAUCAAUAUCUGGGACAAGGUGGCAGGAGAGCUAACAGCGGCUGUGAGCCUGAGUGCUGGCCUGCAGGGCCAGGUGACUGGAGGCAGCAACUCCGCCUGCAUCUCUGCCUUGGCUGUGCAGACACUCUGGGUUUCCCCUUGCACCUGGGAGAUGCUGCUUGAGAGGAGGAAACUGAGGUCCCCUAGACCCUCCUUCCUCCAGGAGCUCCAGAGCCGGAAGGAGAGGGAGAGCCUCUACGUGGUGACUGAGGCUGUGGAGACCCUGCAGGAUGCUGUCCUUCAGAGCCAGGGCCAAACGCUGGGAGCUGGGCAGCUGUCCCUCCUACAGCUGGGCCAUGUCCAGGUCCAGAUUCAGAGCCACAGGGACACAGAGAAAGUGCUGAGCAUCCCGCAGGGCAGUAUAUUGGCCUACAGGGUUCUGCAGCUGGUGGUGGAGGAAGAUGGCUGGGCUGUCCUCUACUUCCCCGAAAGAAAGCUCUACAGGGACACCAGGAGAGGCAUAGCCUUCAGCCAGGACUCAGGGGAGGUGUCUAACCUCCAGAGCUUGCAGGAGCAAGCAGAUGGCCAGUUGCAGGACCUGGCCACGCUGUCCUCAGAGCUACGGGGAACAUUGCUGGGUGCCCUCCAGGAGCUGCUACAAGACCGCCAGGCACUCCAGGAGCUAGAGGACACGCUGGAACAGGCUCUGGACACUGGGUUGCUGGCACAGCUGAAGGGUUCUGGGGGCUUCGUCUUAAGCAUCCUCCAAGACUCCACAGGCAACUUGUCACGCUCGAGAGGCAAGGCUAUCCUCUACAUUCUCGGAGCCCUAGCAGCACUGAGUGAACCCCAGCUUUGCCUGCUGGCCCAGUCCAUAGAGAGACGAAUCCUAUCUGAGGAGCUGGAACUGGUGAGAGCCUCAAAGAAGGGGGUGCUGGGAUUCAGGGAGGUGGCGAGCAUCCUGGAACACUACUGUAAUCAGAUGGAGGAAACCACCUGUCCUCUCCCAACAGGAGUCCUCUGUGCUCUCAAGAGUGAGGAUGUAGUCAUCCUCCUAAGCUUGGUGCAGAGCUGUGGGCUGGAACUGGAGCAGUCCAGUUGCCAGCUCGCCUGGGACCCCACAGUGGUGCCUCAGCUCUCUGCUCUCUAUGGGAGCCUCUCAGGGCUGCAGCUACUGGCUGACGCAAGCCCCGGGCUUUCUAGGACAGUGCCUGAAGAGGGAGCACUCAUCUGUCCCUAG